Messenger RNA from Folsomia candida, 3346 nucleotides. RefSeq lists its product as uncharacterized. Lineage: Eukaryota; Metazoa; Arthropoda; Collembola; Entomobryomorpha; Isotomidae. Bases 1694 to 2965 code for a protein of 423 amino acids. The record is from RefSeq and is a predicted model, not a curated record. The transcript has 3 exons.
GUCUCGUCUCGACCGAGAUUUGUCGAGACGAGAUGGCGUUGGUCUCGUCUCGAUCUCGUCUCGUCCCGAAAUCUUUCGAGACGAAAAAGUUGGUCUCCUCUCGUCUCGUAUCUCGUCUUGUCUCGAAAUUUUCGAGAUAGUCUCGUCUCGCGCCGAGCACUAAUUAUAAAUAUGCUCAGUCUCGGUACUUUUGAGAGCCAUGUACCUUUUUGUACACCCAAAUUUGACUUGACCCAAGUUAUAAGGUAAUAUUUAAAUUUCGGGAAAAAUUCCCGGGAUUUCCCGGGAUUUUUCACGGCUAAAACCGGGAUUCCCGAUUCCCGGGAUUUUAAAAAUCGUCCGGGAUUGGGAUCCCUAGAUCUGUCCCAACGUGCAGGAGUCAAAUAUAUGUAUUAGAUAUCCGUUCGGUUAAAUGAACUUUGGAGAUAUUUUUUCUACAAAGUGAAAGGGGAAACUUAAUCAUUUAUAGUAAAUUGAUGAAUAUUCGUAGCAUCCGGCCAAUAAUUUGACAAUCUCUCACUAAAUUAUUCACUCAACCAUAGAUUUAUUGGGUAUAUAUGUAUGUAUGAAUAUUUUUGCGAAUUUAAGAGUUGGGAUUUGCGAAUUAAGUUACCAGUAUUUCUACAUAAUCCCAUAUGUUAGUUCGAAGGUGAUAAGAUAUUUGACAAAUUAUGUAUGUACUACUAUUCAUGUGAGAAAGUGUAUCCCCAGAAAUUCCAAUAGGUGAAGUACUUAUAAGUAUGUAUGUACGCUCUGCAGAAUUGAUUUCGAUGCCAGACUUCAAAGUUUCCAAGAUAUUAGAAACAAUUAUAUAUUUAUUAAGUACCUCCCUGUUAAGAGAAAUUUGUCUUUGAGUUAAGAGAAAUUUGUCUUAGCACGGGCACGCUUUUUUAACAUGAAGAGUAAUUAAAGUCUUGUGAGUCUGUACACGGUAGACUAUUUUACACCUUUACCAUGAGAUGACAGUUGCCUCGUUAAUUAAUUCCAAUCCAACUAAUGCUAAGAAGCAGCCGAAAUAAUUUUGAUGAGUUACGUCAAUAUACAAUUUAACCCGCCAUGUUAAUAAUUUGGUUAAACAUUCAUGCAACGUAGGUCGUUAAUUUAAAGGCGUUCCUAAGUUUUUUGUCCUUUACAGAGCAAAGGAAGCAGAAAAUUAAGCGUAGGUAGAUCGGACAUGAAAUAGGAGUAUCCAUUGAGGAUCAACUAAUUUGGCACGUGGAAUUGAAUAAAUGUCUGCAAUGUUAAAUUCCGGAAAAACAAAAUUGUUAUACUACGUACAUAAACCUUGAUGUAUGUUUACCUAAUGUACUUUAUAAUUUAAUUUUUAUCGGGCCCAAAAUUAUAUGAAUAUUUUUUUAAUAGCUCGAUAUUUAUUCAAUGUCUAUCGCGAUUACCAUUGCUGGUAGUAAUUUGAUCAUCUAAUGACAAUAUUUUUUGUAUUACAAUUUUUUAAAUAAUUAAGCAUGCAUAUCCCAUUCUAUAUUUAGUACUGGAUAAUGCCAACAUAAACUAACCUUUAAUUCCGAUACCUACUUUAUGGCUGAAAGGAGAACCGAGUUAAAUAUGUUUAUUUAGGUAUUUAGUACAUACAAAUUUUAGCAAUCUGUACCAACAUUUUUGUUGAUGUUUUUCAUCAUGAUUCAGCCAAAUAAGCCAGAGUCAAGUCAAACUACAAAUUUAAAAUAUUCUUAAAAUGUUAGACUCGAUAGGACACGAUUUUCAAGGGAGUCUGUCCCAAGAUGAUCACAUAUCGUAUGACAGGAUGCGGCGAAGAUCUUCCAUCUAUUGCGAAUUGAGCGUCCCUCCUUCGUCGGCAGAACCAUCCAUCUCAAAACUGGAAGAUCCGCCCUCUGUGACCUUCUUCUAUAAAAUCUUGGAGUUAUCGUGUAAAGCGAAGAUCAUCCCGUUCAAUUGGAACGCCACGUUGAGACGGUUUUCCUCCGUGGGGGCGACAGAUUUGUGGGGACACGGUUUGAUAAAUCUGCACAGUGUGAUCAUGUACUCUGUGACGAUUUUCUCCUUCUUUCGCCUCGUCACGAAUGUGGGGAAGGAGAGGGACGCGUUUCCUUUGAUGAUGAAGAUCGUGAAUGUCUCCUGGCUUCUGGCCUCAAUCCAGAUAUCGGUUAUCUUUCUGCAAAACUGGUUCUUACGGGGGGACGUGAUGCAAUAUGGAAAUGCAAUACUGGAUAAAAUAAGCAUUGAAGGGAAAUUUUAUGACUCAAAAGCCCUCUGGACUGGGAUAGUGCUCCUACUUCUGAAUCCUUUGCCCCACGGCAUGGUUGCUAUGCACACCCCCUGCGCUCCAAACUUGAUCAGUUCAAUCGUCUUGAACUGCUCGUCAAUUGGGGAUCACGACCAUGCCAAGUUUGGGGUGACGAAGUUGUUGAUUCUGGGCUGCUGGGAACUUUACUUCAUGACGGUCAUUUUCACUGUGGCUUUCAUCACGUGGGCAUUCGUCUAUCUGGGGGUUUCACUAGCCGCGCAGGAAAUGAAUGAUAUGCGGCUGAAUGACAUCCCAUUUGAGGAAGGAGUCCCGACCUACAUUGAACUGAAGAGGGUCACAAACCUGCUUAACGUUGCCUUCAAACCGUACCUGUCCACCUUCUCGAUUAUCAUCAUGGCCAUCUGCUCAAUCUUGCUGUUUGGAAGCAUCCGACUUUGGGAUGUCGACUUUCGAGCGGUCACCGUGUUCCCGUUCUGUGCGGUUAGAUGCGGGCAUGAGACGUUUAGCCAGAUCUUGAUGACGGGACAGAUGCGGUUUGCGUCAGACCGGUUGAAGCACUACUGGGCGGGAAGGAUGCAGGGGAGGGGACCUUGGGAGAGAAAGAUGUUCGCGUGCUGGUCGAAAAGUGGGGUGAAGGUCAAGGCGGGCAUCUUUUUUACUUUCUCGAGGUGGGUUGUGAUCAUUUGUGUGAACAACUUUAUAGAUCAGACCCUCAACUUGUUGGUUAGUGUGGAAAGAUAGAAUAAAAGAAGAUAUUUAUUCUCACCAAAGUUGCUGUGUAAUUUCGUAAAGUUUGUAUGCAUAUAAGUACAUAUAUAAUUUAUGUAAAUGGAGUAUAUUACGUAUUUUAAAUGGGUAAAGUUAUAAAGUAAGUAAGUAUGUAAUGAUAUAUAAUAUGUACACAUGUGUGCAAUGGAUUCUCAUGAGUAGAUAAAUAUUUCAGGUUAAAGUUAAGGAAAAUUAUAUUACUAAGCAAUAUGAAUAAACCUUUAGAAACGAACAAAAUGAUAAUGUUUUCAAACUCACUGAGGAUCGCUAACAAUCGCCAACAAUUUUUAUUUCGAAACUUUGACAAAACACAUUCUUCAGGCUUCAACACAAAAUAAAUCUUAAUGAAAUACA